Molecule: messenger RNA, 5060 nt
Organism: Meriones unguiculatus (Mongolian gerbil)
Lineage: Eukaryota; Metazoa; Chordata; Mammalia; Rodentia; Muridae
Gene: Slc35a3
Product: solute carrier family 35 member A3
Exons: 9
Coding region: 162-1142 (326 amino acids)
Biological process (GO): pyrimidine nucleotide-sugar transmembrane transport
Cellular component (GO): Golgi membrane
Molecular function (GO): UDP-galactose transmembrane transporter activity
Source: RefSeq, a predicted model, not a curated record
GCGGGCGCGGCGGAGCCGACGGGCUCGGCAGCCUGGGGCGCCGGGCGUCUCGGAGCCCGGAGCUUCGGUGCGGAUAGCUGGUCGAGCCGCACGGCGGGGUCUUUUUUAGUUCUGGCUGUCCUGGAACUCCAUAUGUAGAUCAGACAAAUGAAGAGAAAACAAUGUCUGCCAACCUAAAGUAUCUUUCCUUGGGAAUUUUGGUAUUUCAGACUACCAGUUUGGUUCUAACGAUGCGUUAUUCUAGGACUUUAAAAGAAGAAGGUCCUCGUUAUUUAUCUUCUACAGCAGUGGUUGUGGCUGAAUUUUUGAAGAUAAUGGCCUGCAUCUUUUUAGUCUACAAAGACAGUAAGUGUAGUGUGAGAACACUGAAUCGAGUACUACAUGAUGAAAUUCUCAAUAAACCCAUGGAAACACUUAAGCUUGCUAUUCCAUCAGGGAUAUACACUCUUCAGAACAAUCUACUCUAUGUGGCACUGUCAAACCUAGAUGCAGCCACUUACCAGGUUACAUACCAGUUGAAAAUACUCACAACAGCAUUAUUUUCUGUGUCUAUGCUUGGUAAAAAAUUAGGUGUGUUCCAGUGGCUUUCUCUAGUAAUUCUGAUGGCAGGAGUUGCUUUUGUACAGUGGCCUUCAGAUUCUCAAGAGCUGAAUUCUAAGGAACUUUCAACAGGCUCACAGUUUGUAGGCCUCAUGGCAGUUCUUACGGCAUGUUUUUCAAGUGGCUUUGCUGGAGUUUAUUUUGAGAAAAUCUUAAAAGAAACAAAACAAUCAGUAUGGAUACGAAACAUUCAGCUUGGUUUCUUUGGGAGUAUAUUUGGAUUAAUGGGUGUAUAUGUUUAUGAUGGAGAACUGGUAUCAAAGAAUGGAUUUUUUCAGGGAUACAAUCAACUGACAUGGACAGUUGUUGUUCUGCAGGCACUUGGAGGCCUUGUAAUAGCUGCUGUCAUUAAGUAUGCAGAUAAUAUUUUAAAAGGAUUUGCAACCUCCUUAUCCAUAAUAUUAUCAACAAUCAUAUCCUAUUUUUGGUUGCAAGAUUUUGUGCCAACCAGUGUCUUUUUCCUUGGAGCCAUCCUUGUAAUAGCAGCUACUUUCUUGUACGGGUAUGAUCCCAAACCUGCAGGAAAUCCCACUAAAGCAUAGUCAAGUACUAUCUUUAACUGCUUUUUCAUGAUGGUGCCCUAGGAAUCUCAACACUAAUCUUGCCCAGAGGAUUUCUGCAGAUUCUGUGAAGAAAUCAUCAUGCUAAAUCUGAUCAUACUAUUCGAAUGGUUUGAAAAUGUAUAGGCUUCAUGAUGAUAUGUGUACAUCAUCUGGAACCCACACUUAGAAGUGUGUCCAGGGAGUAGGAUUAGAGGGAUAGGGGGAGAAGCCUUUUUGUUGCUGUGGAACUGUCCAGUGCAGCCUUUGCAAGAGCACACAAAUGCAACCAAUGUUUGCAAGGUAGAGCUACUUUUGUCACAUGUUCCUAAUCUUACUCUUUCUGUACAGAUAUCAAAUUACAUGAAUUGUUCAAAGUUUGAAAAUUAUAAUUUGCCUAUAAAGCUGUGAACAAAAAAAAUAUAAUUUAAAACCAUUUUCAUGUAUCUGGGAUUUUUAUAUUCAUACAGAAGAUUACUAAGCAAAGGAUUGCUAAAUGUUAUUUGUUUAAUUAUAUAUAACUUGAUGAAGUAGUAGUCUGGGUUUGAAUCAUAUUUAAAUUUAGUGUAGAGAGAAUCUACUUUGUUUAUGUCUUCUGACCAUUUACUGCUUUGAGGCAGCUGAAUGCAAUUUGUUUUCUCAUAUGCUAGAGUAGUCAGCAUCUAUGACACUAAUGAAGUUUUAAUCAUUUUCCAUCUGUAUUUCUUUUCCAUAUAUAACAGAAAUUUUUAUUAUUACCUUAAAUUGAAUUUGUUUGUUUUGUCAUUAAAAAUUUUAACUGAAUUUAAAGGGAUUAAGUACUCAUUUAGUAAUUGAAAAUAAAAUAAUAAUUACUGUCCAGUCUCCAUAUGGAGAAAUCUGAAUUAUGAAGCAUAUAUUGUAUAUAAUUUUGAAAUGGAGAAUUUUCUUUUUAAUCUGCAGUAGGAAUUUCUCUUAAUCCACAACUUUUUACAGAAACAACAAGCAAAAAACUGGUAUUAGUCAUAUCAGUGGACCACAAACAAGCUGAUUUUAUUUGUAGACAUUCCUUACUGCAUAUUGGUUGUUUCGCUUUCUUAAGGCAGGGUCUCAUUAUGUAGACCAAGCUGGCUCAAACUCAUAGAGCUCUAUCUACCAGCCUCUUCCUUCCAAGUGCUGGGUUUAAAGAUGUGGGCAACCCUGCCCAGCAUUUUUUUUUUAUUUUAAUACAUAUAUUGUAUUUUUAAAUACAAUAAUAUAUUUUAAAAUAAUACAUUAUUUUAAAGGGCACUAUAAUUUAAUUCCUAAGGCUGUUUAGAAGCUUUUUGGUCUUAAAAGCCCACUAUCCCCAGACACACUCUGGUCAUGUAUCUGGGAGAGGUGGCUGCAUUCGGGGUUCCCUUUUUGUGUCCCCAUGAGUGCUGCUGGGAAGGAGCAACCAUUUGCUUUAAAAUAGAUUUUCUUUCUUGUUAGCACUGGAAUUGAUACAAAUUAUGAGUUAUUUAAUAAGCUGUUUCAAAGGAGAGAGACUAUAUUAGAAAUAGUAAAAUGAACUGGGAGGCAAAGAUGAAUUCUAUAUUUGGAAUGUUAUUUAUUGACUAUAUGCAGAUUACCUAUUGAAUAUGAGAUGUAUUUUACUUUAUUUUUUCAUUUAUAUUGUAUAUAUUUUAAAAGUUUGUUCUAAUAGAUACAAAAGGUAACUAUUUUUUAUGUAGUUCUAAUGGAUUUUUGUUAAAUGGAGUUUGACUCAAAAGCACUAUUGUUAAGAACUAUAAGGUCCCUUUGAAUAACUUGGACUGGCUAUUUGAUAUUGCUAGUGCAGAUAUACUCCCAACAGUGAACAUGCCUAACUAAUUCCAUUCCAAGUUUCAAAGUACAGAAUGUUUAAAGUCAUUGCACCAGCAAUGAUAAAGUGAUACCACGUUUUCUGAAUGCCAGGUUUAUGGGUUUUAGUGACCAUCUUUUAGGAAUUGAAUAACUCCAUUUUGAGUAUGGUGUGCAGCCACCACAGCAUUCAAUCUUAUGUCCUAGGACCUAUGACUAAGUGUACCUUAGAACUUGCAAAUAGGCAAAACUCUUGAGGGCAGAUUCAUGUUCCAGUCACAUAAAAGCAUUGUGUGGGCAAGUAUUUUAAUAGAAUGUGGAUUCACAACUAAUGGUUACUUAGAUUAGUAACCCCUGUCUUAACGAUACAGAAAUAAUAUGAAUAAGUUAUUGGACAUUAAGGUUGUUAAAGUAAUAACACAUUUUAGGUGUCUGAAAAAUCUAUUAGGCAUCAUAUUUUUCUUUUUGUUGUUUGUUUUUGUUUUGGUUUGCUAUUAUCUUUCUUCUUUUCUUUUUUCUUCAGGACACGGUUUCUCUGUGUAACCUUGGUGUCUUGGAUUUGCUUUGUAGACCAGGCUGGUCUCAAACUCACAGAGAUCUGCCUACAUCUGCCUCCCCAAGUCAUUUAUAUUUUUCUUUUCUAGUAAAUUUAAAAAUUUAAUUGAGCUGAAUGUAUAGUCUAAAAUUUUAUGAGGAAAUAAUCACAUUUGGGGAAGAAUGGGCUUGUAGCCUAGAUUUUGUCAUGCAUAUUGAUACUGAAAUUUUGUAUAAUGUAGUUAUUGUUUUGACGACAUUCAAAGGUGUUAUUGUGUCAUAUGUUUAUAUUAACUCUUUGAUUAUUUAAAUUUUAUGCUUUUAAAAGUAUACUUGUUAUUUCUCAGCUACUAUCUCUAAAAGAAUGUGUGAGUUCAUGGGGAAGAGAGCCAGCUGAAUGAGAGCUGUAUUAAUGUUAGGCACAGCACACUGGGAGGAAGCUCUACACCACAGACAGGCCCGCCAGUGCGGCAACAGCAGCUCUUUCCUGCGUGGUUCUCAAGUUGUAAGGUACUUCUAUAAUAGAAUAUGUAGUUUAAAGAGGCAGACUUUAAAUGUUUACACCGAUUUCUAUGGAAUGCCUCAUAAUUUCAUAUAAAGAAAAGGCAGUUAGAUAUUUAAACCAGAAUCUAUUAAAAAUUUCAAAAGGAAAUUGACAUCCUGCUCUGAACCCUAAAGUAGAAUAUUAUUCUUAUAAAUCAAAUACUAGACUUUUAAAAUGUCAUUCAAUACCUUCAUUCAACUGAGAUGUUUUUGAUUUGUUGGUUUUUUGGGUCAGGGUCUUACUGUGACCCUCUGGUUGUCCUGGAACUUGCUGUGUAGACUAGACUGGCCUGGAACUCACAGACAUCUGCCUGCCUCUGCCUUCUGAGUGCUGGGAUUAAAGGUGUGUGCUACCACUGCUAUCUGAGUUUUGUUUUGUUUUGUUUUAAAAGAUAGGCUUUAGCAUCACUCAUUCUAUUUAAACAUUCAUUGUAAAAAUAUUUGAUUACUAUAGAUAUAUCUUUACAUGGGAUUUAUAAAAAGUAUUUAUAUUAUAUUGAAAGUCAUCUCAAGAAGCUCCAAGAUAUUUGAAGUAGUUACAGGGCCAAAGAAAAUGCACCUUUAUUAAAAUCUGGUCCUAUGUGCCUUGCUUUACCAAAUAAAUACCUGACUUUUUUGGAGAAUAGUAUUUACAACUUUAGACACAUACUUGAAGUUGGGAUUUUUUUUUUUUCAAGAUUAACUAGCUUUUGGUUGUUUCAACAUUUGCUUUUCCAAUCUACUAUCUUACACCCUGAUACUAAGUAUUGAAGAUGCUAUCAAAGCAUCUAUGAACAGCACUUGCUUAAGUGACUUGUGGCACCUGCACCAUGAUUCAGGUUUGAGACUUUAACAUCUGUAUAUAAAUGUUUUUUGUUUUUUUUUUUUGUAAGACACAAUUUGUUGUGAUUUAAAACAAUAUUUUUAAAUGAUUUUGACCCUAAAUUGAUAUGUCUGUAUUUCGUUUACAUAAAGUGAUUCUUUGGGGCUUGGGAAUAUGAUUUGUAUGUUUAAAUUUUUAUGACUAUGUAAUUCAAAGGAAUGUAUAAACUGUCAUUAUUAAGUGGCUUUUUAAACGAUAAA